Messenger RNA from Candidozyma haemuli, 708 nucleotides. RefSeq names its product tRNA splicing endonuclease subunit. Lineage: Eukaryota; Fungi; Ascomycota; Pichiomycetes; Serinales; Metschnikowiaceae. The coding region runs from base 1 to 708 and encodes 235 amino acids. The record is from RefSeq and is a predicted model, not a curated record. Gene Ontology annotation, biological process: tRNA splicing, via endonucleolytic cleavage and ligation; tRNA-type intron splice site recognition and cleavage. The transcript has a single exon. Gene Ontology annotation, molecular function: nucleic acid binding; tRNA-intron lyase activity. Gene Ontology annotation, cellular component: tRNA-intron endonuclease complex.
AUGCUAUAUCUCCAUUUGAUACACAACCGAGUACUUGUGUUCAGCAUCGAUGAUAUCGAGAAACUUCGAUCUUUAGGCAUUGUUGGGGUUCUUGUAGGAACCCUACCUAAAGCUCCGCAACAGAACGUCUUUCUUGGUGUCCCUAUACAACUAAGUGUCUACGAGGUACUAUGGCUCAUUGAUAACGGCCACGCCAUUCUUAUAGAGAGUGCUUCAUAUCACGAGAAGCUAAUGGAGGAUUCGACGCCAGAAAUGAUAAACAAGGGCAAUACUGUUCGCUUGGAGGGCCCUUCCAACUCGCGAUAUGUCAUUACUCCCAAUGAGCUGCCCAACGAAAUUGGCUUAGACCCAUCUCAGUUUCAGGUCUCAAGGGAUGAGUUCUUGAACCGCCAACCUAAAUCGGACGACAACUUCUUGGAGAAAUAUAGUGCCUUCAAGAAACUACGCAAUAUGGGCCAUUACCUUAUGCCUGGUCUCCGUUUCGGUGGCACGUUUGUGAGUUAUCCAGGUGAUCCGUUAAGAUUUCAUUCCCACUUGAUCGUCAAGUGUGUGAAGCCUGAUGAAGAAGUGAGCCUUAUUGAUAUCGUAACGGGAGGUCGUUUGGCUACUGCAGUGAAGAAAGCUUGGGUUCUAAUAUCACCAUCGGAGGGCUCAGAAGAGGACGGUGCUGGUAAUGCCUUUUCUAUAGAAUGGGCAGGGUUCGGUUAA